CAGAUGGUAAUACACAAAACAUAACUAUUUACUCUGCUAAGCUCUCUACCACAUCACACGCAAUUUGACAUUGUCGUGUUCCUUUGCUUUUAACCGAUAAACCCUCCUUUCAUGUUCUGUAACUCCAAAUGGCUGCGUUCGCUAAACCCUCCCAUUCCCAACUUCGUGCUCAAAGGGAUCAUCCUCUUCUUCCUUCUACUUCAACUUCAACUUCCAGCAACUUCAAGCUCAAAACAUUCACUUUCUCCCACAACUUGCACACACUUCACCCCCCUUUUAGAAAAGCUAAACAUAUUUGUGUCUCGAAUUCUGCCACUACUACCACCUCCCUCAGCAGCAACCACAACCCAAACUCUCAUAUUUACCAACUGUGCCUUCUUGGGAACUUGGACCGUGCCAUGAGCUACUUAGACUCCAUGCACGAGCUUCGAAUUCCCGUUGAAGAUGAUGCUUACGUUGCCUUGAUACGGCUGUGUGAGUGGAAGAGGGCAAGGAAAGAAGGAUCUCGUGUUUACUCCUAUGUUUCCAUUUCCAUGUCCCAUUUGAGUCUUCAACUGGGGAAUGCCCUUUUGAGCAUGUUUGUGAGGUUUGGGAACUUGGUGGAUGCUUGGUAUGCUUUUGGGAGAAUGGAGAAGAGGAAUUUGUUCUCUUGGAAUGUUUUGGUUGGUGGGUAUGCUAAAGCUGGCCUCUUUGAUGAGGCUUUGGACCUCUAUCAUAGAAUGUUGUGGGUUGGUGUGAAACCUGAUGUUUACACUUUCCCUUGCGUUUUGAGGACUUGUGGUGGCAUGCCUAACUUGGUGAGGGGUAGAGAGAUCCAUGUUCAUGUCAUAAGGUAUGGGUUUGAAUCAGAUGUCGAUGUGGUUAAUGCUUUGAUAACUAUGUAUGUGAAAUGUGGGGAUGUCAAUACUGCUAGGUUGGUGUUCGACAAAAUGCCUAAUAGAGACAGGAUUUCGUGGAAUGCCAUGAUUUCUGGGUAUUUUGAAAACGGGGUGUGUUUGGAGGGACUGAGAUUGUUUGGCAUGAUGAUCAAAUAUCCGGUUGAUCCAGAUUUGAUGACCAUGACCAGUGUGAUUACUGCAUGUGAACUUCUGGGUGAUGAUAGAUUGGGGAGGCAGAUUCAUGGUUAUGUUCUGAGAACGGAGUUCGGGAGAGACCCUUCAAUUCAUAAUUCGUUAAUUCCAAUGUACUCAUCUGUUGGACUUAUUGAGGAAGCUGAAACAGUUUUCUCUCGAACAGAAUGUAGAGAUGUGGUAUCGUGGACUGCGAUGAUAUCAGGUUAUGAGAACUGUUUGAUGCCUCAGAAAGCUCUUGAGACAUAUAAAAUGAUGGAAGCAGAAGGUAUCAUGCCAGAUGAAAUCACCAUAGCCAUAGUACUCUCUGCUUGUUCUUGCUUAUGCAAUUUAGACAUGGGGAUGAACCUUCAUGAGGUAGCCAAGCAGAAAGGGCUCGUCUCUUAUUCGAUAGUUGCAAACUCACUCAUUGACAUGUAUGCCAAGUGUAAAUGCAUUGACAAGGCCUUAGAGAUUUUCCAUUCUACUCUUGAGAAGAAUAUUGUAUCUUGGACAUCUAUAAUCCUUGGUCUUCGCAUCAACAACCGGUGUUUUGAAGCUUUAUUUUUCUUCAGGGAGAUGAUUCGUAGACUGAAGCCAAACUCUGUUACUUUAGUUUGUGUCCUUUCUGCAUGUGCUAGAAUAGGAGCUUUGACAUGUGGAAAAGAGAUCCAUGCCCAUGCAUUGAGAACUGGAGUAAGCUUUGAUGGUUUUAUGCCCAAUGCAAUUUUAGAUAUGUAUGUAAGGUGUGGAAGAAUGGAAUAUGCUUGGAAACAAUUUUUCUCAGUUGAUCAUGAAGUUACCUCAUGGAACAUUUUGCUAACAGGAUAUGCAGAACGUGGGAAAGGAGCACAUGCUACUGAGCUUUUUCAGAGAAUGGUAGAGUCAAACGUUAGUCCUAAUGAAGUUACAUUUAUCUCCAUAUUAUGUGCUUGCAGCAGAUCAGGUAUGGUGGCAGAAGGCUUAGAAUAUUUUAACAGCAUGAAGUAUAAGUACUCUAUUAUGCCUAAUCUGAAACAUUAUGCAUGUGUGGUUGAUUUACUUGGCCGUUCUGGGAAAUUGGAGGAAGCUUAUGAAUUCAUACAGAAAAUGCCAAUGAAACCAGACCCAGCAGUUUGGGGAGCUUUAUUAAAUUCAUGUAGGAUUCACCAUCAUGUUGAACUUGGGGAGCUUGCUGCAGAGAAUAUCUUUCAAGAUGAUACAACAAGUGUUGGAUACUACAUUCUUCUCUCUAAUCUUUAUGCUGACAAUGGUAAAUGGGACAAGGUUGCAGAAGUAAGAAAAAUGAUGAGACAGAAUGGGCUCAUAGUAGAUCCUGGAUGCAGCUGGGUGGAAGUCAAGGGUACAGUGCAUGCUUUUCUCAGCAGUGAUAACUUUCACCCUCAAAUAAAGGAAAUCAAUGCACUUCUGGAGCGGUUUUAUAAGAAGAUGAAGGAAGCUGGUGUUGAAGGGCCAGAAAGCAGUCAUAUGGACAUAAUGGAAGCUUCCAAGGCUGAUAUAUUUUGUGGGCACAGUGAGAGACUGGCCAUUGUCUUUGGGCUUAUUAAUUCUGGCCCUGGGAUGCCUAUUUGGGUGACAAAGAAUUUGUACAUGUGCCAAAGUUGCCACAACAUUGUCAAAUUUAUCUCUAGGGAGGUUCGUAGAGAGAUUUCUGUAAGGGAUGCUGAACAAUUUCACCAUUUCAAGGGAGGCAUCUGCUCUUGCACGGAUGAAGCUUAUAGGAGCUAGCCUGAUUAGCAGGAAAACUGUGAGAUAUGUAGCAUCGCAUUGAAAAGUCAGAGUCGGAAAAUGUUGCAACUUUAAGAUCUUGCACGUCAAUGAUCAACGGGCCUUUGAAUCAUCAAUCAACCCUAUAUAUAGCAUGCUAUACAGAGAGCGGGGAAAAAUAAUGUUAUGUCUGUUGUACAUAGACAUAGGUAGGUAUAUAGUUUUUUUACGUAAGUAUAUAUAUUUUUUCAACAUGUUCACCCCCACCUCCCUUCCAAAAAAGGGGAAAAAAAUCAGGACAUGUCUGCUCCUGUGGUCCAAGAUUUUAUUGUAACCUACAAUCCAACAAAGUGAUACAAAUAGAAUUUUGAUGGGGUGGAAAUUUACAUGGUAAAUUCCACAGUGCUAUAGUGUUAUUGCAAUUUCUUUAUGGUGUCUGUUUUCAUAGACAUACUAGUAGGAGAAAGCAGUCUUAGACGUAGGAAAUUAGGAGACAAAUAGUGUGAGAUUUGAACAUGACUUCUCAUGUAUGAGAGGAUUCAUUCCGAUCAAGUACCAAAAUGUCUUAUGACAUUUAAUUCAAUGAAAUGAAUGUUCUUUAUUUUGCAAGAA
Messenger RNA from Glycine soja, 3368 nucleotides. Its product is annotated as pentatricopeptide repeat-containing protein At1g15510, chloroplastic-like. The record is from RefSeq and is a predicted model, not a curated record. Gene Ontology annotation, molecular function: protein binding; RNA binding; zinc ion binding. NCBI's taxonomy places the organism in Eukaryota, Viridiplantae, Streptophyta, Magnoliopsida, Fabales, Fabaceae. The transcript has a single exon. Gene Ontology annotation, biological process: RNA modification. The coding region runs from base 129 to 2777 and encodes 882 amino acids.